Sphaeramia orbicularis (orbiculate cardinalfish) is the source of this 693-nucleotide messenger RNA. Its product is annotated as interferon a3-like. Gene Ontology annotation, molecular function: cytokine receptor binding. The record is from RefSeq and is a predicted model, not a curated record. Lineage: Eukaryota; Metazoa; Chordata; Actinopteri; Kurtiformes; Apogonidae. The coding region runs from base 1 to 693 and encodes 230 amino acids. The transcript has 5 exons. Gene Ontology annotation, cellular component: extracellular region. Gene Ontology annotation, biological process: defense response.
AUGUUCACCUGGACCUGGACCCGGACCUGGACCUGGACUGCAGUGCUGGUCUUUCUCUUCUCCAACACUCUGACCUCUGCUCUGCGCUGUGAUUGGCUGAAACAUUAUGGUCACCGUAGCAACGAGUGUUUGAAUCUGCUGGAGGACAUGGGUGGUCAGCUGAUUCAAGAGGAUGGUCGGGAUCGUUGUCCUUAUAGACUCUACAGUCGAAUCAGAAACACACAGGUGGAGUCUCAGGUGGUUUUCAUCAGAGACAGUCUGGAGCACAUCCUUCGCCUCUAUGACCAUGGAAACCGAUCCUCGGUUACCUGGGAUACCGUCAACACCGAACACUUCCUGCUGUGUCUCCGCAGUCAGAUCGACAAACUCAACGGCUGCGUGCUGACGUCCAACAGAACCAACCACAGUCUGAGAAAAUACUACAAGAGACUGUCCAAAGAGGUUCUGGACCGCACAGGUAGCAGUGCUGAAUCCUGGGAGUUGAUCAGAAAAAACACCAAAGAGCAUCUGGAGCAGCUGCACCUGCUGGUCAACUCCAUCAGACACCAGCAGGAGGCGGAGCAUAGAGGCCAUCAGGGGGCGGAGCACAGCCACAGGACAAGAGACAAGCACAUCAACGGAACAGCAACAACAAUAACAACAGCAACAAUAACGACAAUGAAAGAGAGGAGCACGGCAGAGGAACAACAAUAA